Molecule: messenger RNA, 933 nt
Organism: Tremella mesenterica DSM 1558
Lineage: Eukaryota; Fungi; Basidiomycota; Tremellomycetes; Tremellales; Tremellaceae
Exons: 7
Coding region: 1-933 (310 amino acids)
Source: RefSeq, a predicted model, not a curated record
AUGGUUGUGUGCACAUGUCUGACUCAAAUAGGCUUUGUGGUCAUACCUGGUGUCAUACCCGAAGAAAAGGCGAAACAAUAUGCUUCUCAAGCAUACGAUUGGAUGGAAUCUUGGGGAUUAGGAUUUGAUAGGAAUGAUCCUAGUACUUGGAGAACUGAAAACUUGCCUUUCAACUUACGAGGCGGUAUUUUCGGUCGUGGUGGAAUGUCAUACCAGCAAUUCGUUUGGGACAUAAAACAAGAUCCGAACGUUAUCGAUAAAUGGGAACAAAUUUGGGGAACGAAAGAACUUGUUACUUCGUAUGACGCCGUCAACAUCUCCAUCCCUUGUCCCAGAGACCCAAAUGACAAACUCCUCAAACCUUGGCCUCACGUGGAUCAAUCUCCUCUAGCCACCGACCUUUAUUCCGUCCAGGGUUUAGUCAACCUUUUACCUAAUGGACCACAGGACGGGGGUUUGUUAGUUUUAAAAGGUAGUAAACAAUUGUAUGAAGAAUUUUUCAGAGCUUUUGACCAUCAAAAACCUGAAGGUGGAUGGCCUACUAUAGAUAGGUAUGAUCAUACACCUGAACAAAACCAAUGGUUUAUUGAUAGAGGAUGUGAAUGGGUUAAAGUAUGUGCUAAUCCUGGUGAUCUUGUAUUAUGGGAUAGUAGAACUGUACAUUAUGGUGGUUUACCUCAACGUGAAGCGGAAAGGAUUGCAUGUUACGUAUGUUUCAAACCUGCAGCUUUCCUAACUCCCGAAAUCAAAGAACGUCGUCUCAAAGCAUGGCAUAACCGCGAUAACACUUCUCAUGAUCCUAUCACUUUCUGGGUCAACCCUUUCCUCCCUCCAGAAGAUCAUCCGACAUACGAAACUGCCAAAGGACGUGAACAACCAGAACCAAAGUUGACCGCUCGUGGUAGACAAUUGGUUGGGUUGGAUGAAUAUUGA